AUGGCAGCAGGGGACGAGCUGGUGUCUGCGCUGGUCGUUGAGCAGCUCGAAGAGCAGGCGGAGCGGCGAGAGGGUGCAGAAGAGAUGGCAGCUUCUAUCCGCAGCGAGGCUUUUCUACGGCGAGCGUCUUCAAGUCCUGAAAUGUGCUGUUUUGUGGUCCAUAAACGUUGCCAUGAAUUUGUCACAUUCUCAUGCCCUGGAGCUGAUAAAGGGCCAGACACAGAUGACCCUAGAAGCAAGCACAAGUUUAAGAUCCACACCUAUGGCAGUCCCACAUUCUGUGACCACUGUGGAUCUCUUCUGUAUGGACUCAUACACCAAGGGAUGAAAUGUGACUCCUGUGAUAUGAAUGUCCAUAAGCAGUGUGUGAUGAAUGUGCCAAGCCUUUGUGGAACGGACCACACAGAGAGACGAGGACGUCUUUACUUGAAGAUCGAGGUGAUAGAAGACAAAAUGCAUGUCACAGUUGGGGAAGGCAAGAACUUGAUUCCAAUGGACCCGAAUGGAUUGUCUGAUCCAUAUGUAAAACUCAAGUUGAUUCCAGACCCUAAACAUGAGACGAAACAGAAAACGAAAACCAUCCGUUCUUCCCUGAAUCCAGCUUGGAACGAGUCAUUUACAUUUAAACUGAAGCCAGCAGAUAAGGACCGUCGGCUGUCUGUGGAGGUGUGGGACUGGGACAGAACCACCCGUAAUGAUUUCAUGGGCUCAAUGUCUUUUGGUGUGUCUGAGCUCAAGAAAUCCUCAGUGUGUGGAUGGUAUAAAGUGUUAAACCAGGAGGAGGGGGAGUACUACAAUGUGCCUAUUCCAGAUGAAGAUGACGAGGAUACCGAGCUCCGACAGAAGUUUGAGAAAGCCAAAUUGGGUCCACCCAAAAAAACCAUCACCACUUUUGAUGCCAGUGGAUCCACUUUACCCUCAAGCAGUGUGGACAGUGUCAAGCUCACAGACUUUAAUUUCUUGGCAGUAUUGGGAAAAGGCAGUUUUGGAAAGGUGAUGCUGGCUGAGAUGAAGUCUUCUGAUGAACUAUAUGCUAUAAAGAUCCUGAAGAAGGAUGUGGUCAUCCAGGAUGAUGAUGUUGAAUGCACCAUGGUGGAGAAGCGGGUUCUGGCUCAGCAGGACAAACCUCCAUUCCUCACCCAGCUCCACUCCUGCUUUCAGACUGUGGAUCGUCUGUAUUUCGUGAUGGAGUAUGUUAAUGGUGGUGAUCUGAUGUACCACAUCCAGCAAGUGGGCAAAUUUAAGGAGCCACAAGCAGUGUUCUACGCUGCAGAGAUUGCUGUUGGGCUUUUUUUCUUGCACAAGAAAGGAGUCAUAUACAGGGAUCUGAAAUUAGAUAAUGUCAUGCUGGAUGCAGAGGGUCAUAUUAAGGUUGCAGACUUCGGUAUGUGCAAGGAGAACAUUGUGGAGGGUGUGACCACCCGUACAUUUUGUGGAACGCCAGACUACAUUGCUCCAGAGAUAAUAGCAUAUCAGCCGUAUGGCGGUUCUGUGGACUGGUGGGCCUAUGGAGUCCUGCUGUACGAGAUGCUGGCAGGACAGCCUCCAUUUGAUGGUGAGGAUGAAGAUGAACUUUUCCAGUGCAUUAUGGAGCACAACGUCUCCUACCCUAAAUCCAUGUCCAAAGAAGCAGUUUCCAUCUGCAAAGGGCUGAUGACAAAACACCCUUCAAAACGUCUGGGCUGCAGCCUAGAGGAGGAGAGAGAUAUUCGGGAACAUGCUUUCUUCCGUCGGAUUGACUGGGAACGUCUGGAAAAUAGAGAAAUACAGCCUCCAUUCAAACCCAAAGUGGUAAGAAAAUCCAUGCAGGUCUAUUCGUGUAAGUUUGCUGAGGAGUUCACUUCAGUGCAGGCUCAGCAGAUGUGCACAUCGAGGGUGCAUAUGGAGGGACACGCCGUGUUUCAGGACGAGCUUGUCCGGAUUCUCACCAGGGCCGUGAGCUAUCUAGGUCUGGAGUGGGAAUCCCCCGAUGAACCAGCUAAAAGCAAACUGGAUUCAUGGUUCCUUCACACGGGCCGCCGAGCUGCCUCUCCAAGGACGCGAGCCCCGUUUUUCCCCGACCUGCACGACGAGGUCGAUAAGGCGUGGGCUGCACCCCAGUCGGCUCGCACCGACGCCCGUCGAGGAAUCCAUCGCAGUGCACCUCUGUCCCUCGUCUGCCUCUCUGAAGGCGGGUGCUUUGCUGCCGUCGAGGCCCUGCCAUCUGACCGCUCACAUCACAGACAAGGCAUACACCGAUCUCAGCGCUUCACACAAUGGCGGUGCUCCAAGUUUUUCAGGCACAGCUCCUGA
Messenger RNA from Sinocyclocheilus rhinocerous, 2292 nucleotides. Its product is annotated as protein kinase C alpha type-like. The transcript has 17 exons. The record is from RefSeq and is a predicted model, not a curated record. NCBI's taxonomy places the organism in Eukaryota, Metazoa, Chordata, Actinopteri, Cypriniformes, Cyprinidae. Gene Ontology annotation, molecular function: ATP binding; protein serine/threonine kinase activity. Bases 1 to 2292 code for a protein of 763 amino acids. Gene Ontology annotation, biological process: protein phosphorylation.